Molecule: messenger RNA, 1103 nt
Organism: Pogona vitticeps (central bearded dragon)
Lineage: Eukaryota; Metazoa; Chordata; Lepidosauria; Squamata; Agamidae
Product: chymotrypsin-like elastase family member 1
Biological process (GO): proteolysis
Molecular function (GO): serine-type endopeptidase activity
Source: RefSeq, a predicted model, not a curated record
UUCUAAACAGUGAAAUAAAAAACAAGCUAUAGCUAUGGUCUCUUCCUCUCUAGUGGAUUUAGCAGUGACGUUCAAGGUCAACACAAAACUUCAGUUUCCCUUUGCACAUUCACUGGAUCAAUUCCCCCCCCCCCAACGGUAGUGGGGGGCAAUGAUUUUGGAUCGCUUAUUUGUUUUGUUUUUGGUGCUCCUUUUCACAAAGGUCUCCUUGCCUCGAGUGGUGUUCCCUCCUAGAGCUCUGGAUUUAGACUGGCCUCAAAACUGUGGCGUUGCAUAUUUCCAACCAAGCAUAUAUGCAAAAGUUGUUGCAGGCACUGAAGCAAGGCCUCAUUCUUGGCCCUGGCAAGUUUCUUUACAGGUACGCUCUACAUCAGGUGAUAAGUUUGUUCACGUCUGUGGUGGCACUCUCAUUCACAAACGCUGGGUUCUCACAGCUGCCCACUGCUUCCAGAAGGGACAGGCAGAAGAUGUCACAAACUGGAGAAUUAUUUUGGGCAAGCAUAAUCUGAAUCAUCUUGAGCCUGCACAGAGAAGCUACCAAGUGAAGCGCAUCUAUCAGCAUGAACAUUUCAAUUACCCUCAGAUAAAUGACUUGGAGUAUGACAUUGCUUUGGUGAAGCCUGUGGGAGACAUUAUGGCCAACAGGUUUAUCCAUUAUGCAUGCCUGCCAAAGAGAGACAGCUUUCUUCAUCCAGGAUACUCCUGCUGGGUGACUGGCUGGGGGGGCACAAGAGGUGGGAAAGAAAACUUUACUCUGUCUGAGGUUCUGAACCAGGCCAACUUACCAGUCAUAGAUUUCAACACGUGCCAUCUUAAGAAAUUCUGGGGAAACAAAGUUCAGUCUUCAAUGCUCUGUGCAGGAUAUGAAGAUACUGCAUAUUCUCCUGCUGCCUGCCAGGGAGAUUCAGGUGGCCCACUUCUUUGCCAAGUUCGAAGAGAUAUAUGGGAAGUCCAUGGGGUUGUUAGCUUUGGACCAGUUGGAUGCCAAGUACAGAACAAACCAACAGUUUUUACUAGGACAUCUGCAUAUAUUCCCUGGAUUGAAGCAAUCAGGAUUCGGGACUUUUUUUUGUAAAGACAGAAGAGACAAGGAGAGUGCAGAA